CCUCAAGUUUGAAUAGCAUAGCAGCCGGCUACUGCUAAUGGCAUUUUCAGUACUGCCAUUUCAGCCCUCCUUUUGCUCUUCCCCGUUGGCGCAGCGAAGAACAUUUAAAAAUCCUUCUUUUCACCAGCUCGAUGUCUCUACUUGUAAAUCCCUCAACAGUCAUUUCUUCACCAGAAAAGAUGGUAAUUAUUCAAUAAUUGUAAAAUCUACUUUGAGUUCCCCUAUAGUGUCUCCGGAGGACCACUGGGGUACAUGGAUGUCUCUUUUCACAAUUGGCGCUUUUGGUCUGUGGUCAGAGAAGACUAAAAUUGGGAGUAUGGUUAGUGCUGCACUGGUUAGCACAUUGGUGGGGCUGACUGCAAGUAAUAUGGGGAUUAUUCCGUAUGAAGCGCCAGCAUAUUCAGCUGUAUAUAAGUACCUGCUUCCAUUGACAAUCCCACUAUUGUUGUUCAGAGCAAAUUUGCGCCACGUGAUACGCUCUACCGGUCCUCUACUUUUGGCUUUCUUUCUCGGAUCAGCCGGGACGGUUAUUGGGACUGUAGUGGCAUAUCUGAUGGUGCCUAUGAGAUCUCUUGGUCAAGAUAAUUGGAAAAUAGCUGCUGCCCUAAUGGGCAGUUACAUCGGUGGAACGAUUAAUUAUGUUGCUAUCUGUGAGGCACUUGGCGUGUCUCCAUCAGUUAUGGCUGCAGGUGUUGCUGCAGAUAAUGUAAUUUGUGCAAUAUAUUUUAUUGCACUGUUUUCAUUGGCCUCCAAAAUACCUUCAGACGCUUCAGCAUCAAGUGGUG
Molecule: messenger RNA, 785 nt
Organism: Nicotiana tabacum (common tobacco)
Lineage: Eukaryota; Viridiplantae; Streptophyta; Magnoliopsida; Solanales; Solanaceae
Source: RefSeq, a predicted model, not a curated record